GCAACUUCUCCUUCACUUGUGUGUGUGUCUGUCUGCCUCCGGUGUGUAUGUCGCACAUGCUCACUGGAAGCAUCCAAAGCUGGCCGGGCAUGUGCAGAAGCAUUGUAGCGGCGGCUGCUCCCGGGAUCUGCCCUCGCACACGCCUCAACCUCCCCCCUCCGCCCCAUCCAGGUGAAACCGGCGCCUGUUUGACGCGAUCUGGCGGAGAAGUCCUGUUUCCGGGUGCCAGUCCUGCACCAGGCGCUCUCGGGAGAGAGGCAUCAUGAACAACGCCGAGGAGGAGAAACAGCUGGAGCUGGUCAGCAGCCUGAAAGAGCAAGCUAUUGGUGAAUAUGAAGAUCUAAGAACAGAAAAUAAGAAAACGAAAGAAGAGUGUGACAAAAUCAAACAGGAACGAGAUGAAGCAGUCAAAAAGCUGGAAGAGUUUCAAAAAAUUUCUCACAUGGUUAUUGAGGAAGUCAGUUGCAUACAGAGCCACCUUGAAAUUGAGAAGACAUGUCGUGAAAGUGCAGAAGCUCUAGCUACUAAGCUGAAUAAAGAAAACAAGACCCUGAAAAGAAUCAGCAUGUUGUAUAUGGCAAAACUGGGCCCAGAUAUAAUUACUGAAGAAAUUAAUAUUGAUGGUGAAGAUCCAGCCAUAGACACAGAAGAUAUUCCUGGUGCAUGUGACUCAGUGCAGUGCCAGGAGAUACUAAAAGAUCUGCGAGGUCAAAUUAUCUCUCUUCAGGAGGAAAAGAAGACCACAACCAUUGAGCUGGAAAACCUGAGGAGCAAAUUUGCAGAACAAAUUGUAGAUGUGAAUAAAGUGAAGGAAGAAAAUGCAGUUCUGACAGCAAAAAUUAAUGAAAAACAGAAAAUGUUAGAAAAAUGUAAUCGAGUGUCUGUACUGGCAGUAGAAGAAUAUGAAGAACUCCAAGUAAACUUUGAUUUGGAGAAAAAUCUGCGGAAGAGAGCAGAAUCAUUUGCGCAAGAGAUGUUUAUUGAACAAAAUAAGCUGAAAAGACAAAGUCAGCUCCUACUUCAGAAUGCUAGCCCCGAUGAACAGCUUUUGAAAGCUCUGGAUGAAAAUGUGAAGCUGAACCAAAUGCUGGAGGAAGAGAGAUUGCAACAUCAACAAAAGGUUGAGGACUUGGAGGAACAGCUAGCUAAUGAAGUCUUGCAUAAAGAGAUUAAAUCCCUUAAACAACACCUGGAAUUGCUAGAAGAAGAUAAAAAAGAAUUAGAAGAAAAGUGUCAAAGUGCUGAAGAAAAAGUUAAAAACCUAAAGCAUUCAGUUGAUGAACUUCAGAAACGAAUACACCAGUCAGAAAAUCCGGUACCACCCGCACCUCCGCCACCACCACCUCCACUUCCUCCUCCUGCAAAUCCUAUCAAGUCCCUUAUGUCAAUGAUUCGUAAGAAGUCUCAUCCAAACAGCAGCAUCACCAAGAAAGAAAAGGCACUUCAAGAAUCAGGGGAAGUAACAGAUUUGAAGAGACAAGCUGUUGAAGAAAUGAUGGAUAGAAUUAAAAAGGGUGUUCACCUUAGACCUGUUAACCAGACCACUCGUUCUAAGGCAAAGCCAGAAAUACCCAAACCCUCUGAGAGUGCAAUGAAAGAACUAAAAGGAAUUCUGGAAACUCUGAAUACCUCUGCAAGUUCAAGAAGUCUAAAAUCCCUUGAUACAGACAGCAAUGAAACAGAAUUAGAACGAAUUUUGAGACUCAGAAAAGUGACAACUGAUCAAGAUAGUAGCAGUCCAACUGGAAUCUUGGCUACUUCUGAAUCCAAAUCCAUGCCAGUGUUGGGUUCUGUUGGAACACAGUCUGAAUUGAACAAGAAAACUCUAGUAGAAGAAUCCAUCCCCAAAUCUUCAGAGUCUGGUGAAAGGCAUCAUAAAAUGGUUGAAAGCACAAGUUCCAAAGUUACCUUUCAGUCUACAAGAAGUGUGGGGCUUAAAAAUAAAGCUGCUGGUACAGAAGAGCAAGCAGAGUCCAUGGUGGUAUUAGAUCCUGGGGAAACCAAAGAGCUGAUGCCUGAACAUCUCGGUCAAGGCAAGAAGAUGGAAGAAAAAGGUCAACCGUUUCAUAAAGACAUUAGUGUUGAGAAAACAAAAGAGACUGACAGUUCUCACUGCUAAUUGAUGUGCUAAAAGGCAUUGACUUCUGGAAGUUCCUUUCAGAGAGUCUCAGUUGUUUUGUUUUUUUUAUUCGGAAGGGCUAUAUUCUGUACUCUCUAAUGUACUCUAUGAUAGUUUACUAAAAUAGCCUUUUGUAUGCAUUUUCAGUAGGUGCAUUAGUAGACUGUGUAAUUAUACACAAUCCAAAGUCUCUCACUUUGGGCCUCUUGUUCCUGUUAUAGACAGGGUUGUGCUUUUCUAAACCAUUAUGUUUACUAAAUUAUGCAAAAUAUCAAAAUUUAUUUUGGUAACAUGAUUUUAUAUGAAUACCUUGUUUAAGGCUUGACCCAAAGUCUGCUGAAACUGAUUGAAAGGAUAGCUGGAGCCUUAAUUAAGUAAUCACAGACAUGCACUUGUGUUUGCUUAUAGAUUGAUAAAAUGCAAUCACAAAUUGCUUUUAGCAGACAUAGGACAUCAUUUACUAGAAACUUCUCCACAAGGCUCAUGAAAACUUGGGCUGUCACCGGAUUAAAGAAAUUGUAGGCUAUAUUUCUAAGCACACUGACAUACAGGUGGCUCUUGUUAUCUGCGGGAGACCGUUGUCGCCUACAACCGCGAAUAACAAAAUUGAGGAUAACAAGACCUUGAGUGAAUGGGAAUUGGGGUGGGGGGGUAGGUUCCUAGAGAUUAAAAAAAGGCUUUAAAAAGUGGGGAGAACAUAAGAACAGCAGGCCCAAGGCCCAUCUAGUCCAAUAUCCUGUUUUGCACAGUGGCCCACCAGAUGCCGCUGGAAGCCACAGGCAGGCAGAUGAGGGCAUGCCCUCCCUCCUGCCGUUACUCCCCCGCAACUGGUACUCAGAGGUAUCCUGCCUUUGAGACUGGAGGUGGCCUGUAGCCCUCCGACUAGUAGCCGAUGAUAGACCUCUCCUCCAUGAAGUUAUCCAAACCCCUCUUAAAGCCAUCCAGGAGGAGGCAGGAAUAAGAGCAAUCAUACCAUGCCACUCUCCAGAUGUCCAGCAAUGCUUCCCAAAAUGGCUCCAUGCAGCAAAAAUGGUGGCUGAAAAUUACAUCUGGAGGUCAAGGAUAAGUAUAUUUCACUAUUUUUAUAACCACAGAUGAGGGUGGGUAUACAUGGCCUGACCACGGAUAUGUGAAACUGUGGGUGCCAGGACCGGCACAGCUAACAAGGGCCACCUGUACUGCAGAAGUGUACAUCAGCCCAGUAACAUUGCAUGUACACACAUUGCACAACCUGUGCAAAUGACAUUGCACAAGAAGCCCAUUCUUUCCAAUGGGCUUGCUCUUGUGUAACAUCAUUUGCACAGUUUGCAUGCACACAACGUUACUAUUUUUAUCCCACUCUUCCUCUGAGGAUCCCAGAGUGGUAUAUGUGACUAUGUUUAUCCUCACAACAACCCUGUGAGGUAGGUUAGACUGAGAGAUAAGUGACUGGCCCAGAAUCAACCAGUAAGUUUCAUGGCUGAACAGGAAUUUGAACUUGGGUCUCCCUGAUUCUAGUCCAACACACUAACUACUACACCACACUGGCUGACCAGCCCUUGCACGGUGUGUCACCCACCAGAACUGACUUCUGGAGUAUACUGUUAGUAAAUUAAUUGUAUGACUUUGAUUGAUUCUUUGAUUGAUUAAAUCUGCACAAGGAAAAGCAAGGGUUUUGAAAGUAGGUGGUGGUGGGGAAUACAAUUCCUUGGUUUUUAGAUCAUAUAUGAAUAUGUUAUAGGAGAUGCCUUCUUAGAAGAGGCACUCAUUCUACAUGAGAGGGAGGUGAAAAUGCCUCUUCUAGGAAGCACGUGCCACUUUUUAUUUAAUUAAGUACUUGCAUUAAACCUUUUUUUAAUCUGCUCAGUUAAUUAGGCACUUUUUAAUUGAUCCAAAAGUCUUUAAUUAAUUUAACCAGUUAAUUAACUAACCAUAAUAAAAAUUACUGGGAGAUGAACAAGAACUGUGCUCUUCCUUUUAUGCAACUUCCAUUCAUUUCCAAGGAGCUUGAACAAGGAAAGCACUCACAUGGCUAUAACUCUUUUGGCACAAGACUGAGUAUAUGGUCUACUGCAUCCUUAUUUUUGAAAAUAACUCAUCUUUUCUUUCUGUUGCUGUCUCCUCAGCACAGUAUAUGUCACUUGAAUAGUGACAGCGAUCUGCUCUUGGAAGGAUUAGUAGCACAAGUUAUUCCCCAUAUUUGAUACUCCCAAAGAGUGUUGCUUCAUAGCCAAAAGUGAAAUGGAGACUUUUUCUGAAUGGCUAAUGAUAAGUAACCCUUUUGCUUUCAGUGAAAUUAAUUCUCAGAUUGUAUGGAGGAGAAACAAGCAAGUGAGGCCUCUUUUCUUUAAAAUAAUUAAUCUAUUCAGACAUCGCACAGCCCAGCAAUAUCAUAUAUGGGGUAAACUCUCAACUAAUAAUCAGCUUUCCAGUCUCCAAAAUUUUAGCAUCACAUUAACCUGUAGUCUGUGUACUAUUUUUACCACAGACAGAAUCUGAAUUUCAUUUAAUUAAGGCCUGUUUAGCACAAAAUGCCUACCACUAAUUUUUGCAUCAGCAUGCAGCUUCCCUAUGUGUAGUGUAGUGAUCUUAACAGGUCAUGGCUCACCAUGUGAGAAUCAGUUGGAACCAACUGAGAAGAAUGUUUUGUACCACAUGAAAACAGAUAGCAUGAUGAGCCCUACAUGAAAACAGCUGAGCUUAGAUGACAUUUAUUAUUUUUUAAAAUGUUAUCCACCUAUCCUUUAUGGAGAUCUCACCACCACCAUAUCAACAAGAAGCCCUGUGAGUAGGUAUGGCUGAGAAACAGUGACUGGCUCAAUGCCAUCCAGUGAGCCUCAUGGCUUAGCAAAAAUAUGAACCCAUAUCAUGCCCAUCUUAGUCCAACAUUCUGCAAAUCAGUUCAUCAUGCUGGUUUCACAGUUCAAAACUACAAUUCAAGCAGCUUAAUAAAAUUAAAAACUGGAAAACUAAAAACCUUACUAUACUCAGAGUAGUCUUUCACCAUUCAAAACAUUCAUGUUCCUCCCAACAGCUCAGUUCUGAGUCCCAUCUCCACAAAUUUUAUGAUAACAGAGUCUUUGUUCUGGUCAUAGAGACAUGGCCAUCAAUAAAAAGCACAAGAAAUUUUAAUUCUGUCAUUUUAGCGACCAAAAUAUUCAAAAAAUUGACUGGGCUAAUGCUGAGGGGAGGAAAGCCUAUACUUGGUUGUAAAUGUAGCCAUAUUUUAAUUUUGUGCCUCAACUGCCUACAGUUUUCAGAUAAAGGCUCACCCCAUACUACUGCCCUGCUUUCUUACCAGAUAUUCUGAAAUCACGGACUACUGAUACAUUAACUGUACAGCCCCCCACCCCAUUCUUCUCAGUGUACAAUCAGCAUCUCUGCUGCAUACAUGGACGUAAUAGCGAAGUCUACGUUCCACCAUGAUUCUAGUUCACUUUCAGCCAAGUGCAGCCACAACAUGGACUUAUCUCCCACUGCCUCUUCCUCAAUCUCCAAUACAGAGCUUACAUACAAUUCAGAGCUUACGUAACAAUUGGGUUACUUACCAUAACCCAAGAAGAAAGCAGCUCUAGACUGAUCAAGUACCCUGCCUCCUGCUUUUAGGAGAGCCCCUUUCAUGGAGCUUGGCAGCUUAUUUUCUGUAACUUCCAUUAUUGCUGUAUGUCAACAUUUCUGUUGUCCACAGAAAUCCAUAUAUUUUACCGCUUUUACAUCACUCUUAAGAAUACUAAGUGCCAUCUAUCCUCAACUGAGUUUUCAUCUCAAAUGUUCACUUUGGCAACUCCAGUUCAAAUUCCUACCAGAAUUUCAUAUCUAUCUUGUUCUGUCAGGCUGUGCCCGAUGGAGAGUUAGCAUGCCACAGUGAUGCAAAGCCGUUCAGAUGGCAAACAAGCAGCCAGUUGUGUUUGUGUUGAAUCUUUUCACAAAACCAAGUCCACAAAACUCGUUUUGUUAGUGGAUUUGACCUUGUCAUGUGAUUCCAUCCUUAAUAUGUAUGUCUAUAGUGUCAUGAUCAAGUGUAUGUAGCAAUUUCUGACGUGUUUCUGUAAUGUACUAUUAACAAUGUAUAAAUCUUCAUGUAGAGGCCCCUAAAACAAAGUUUCGGGGGUGGGGAGGGGGCAUAAUAUUUCUAAUAGUGUGUGCUGGUCUUAGAAUAUCCAUAUGUAUACCAGGCAGGUACUUAGAAUAUGCAACACUCAUAUAGUCUCCAUGCAUUUCAGUUAGCACAUGCAGAAAGAGUAUCUGAAGUUAUGCCACCAACAGAUUGUCACCAUACAUUUAGAAGCCUCAGGCAGAAAUUCUAACCCUGACCUUGGAGUUCUUGCAUAUAUUUGACUUGUACCUCUAGAAGUCUCUGAAACUAUUGGAAUGUCAAAGUACUUUGAGAACUGGCCUGUAUGCUGUACUCCUACAAUAAAUCAGCACUGGGUCUAGAAAACAAGAAAACAAAUUUCCUUUGAUUUUUGUGAAAUAACACCUGUAAGCUGUAGUCUGUUGAAACAUGAGCAUUUAACCCCAUAAUAAAAUAUUUCAUAUAUGACAUUUGAUCACUCAUUUUCCCGAGGAAGACAGUGACAAAUAUGCAAUUUACAAACCUACCUGCAGAUCCACAUUUUACUUGUCUUUCUGAAAUCAACAUGCUGUUCUUUCUACAAUGAACAAGUGUAAUCAGGAUUUAUAUUUUUUUUUAAAUAGCAAUUUGCAGUUUCUUUGAAGUUGGGUGGUAAUAUUUUAAAUGCACUAUAAUAUUUUUAUGAUAGGAGAUACAGUGAUCAGUAGUUAGUAUUAAAGAAUGAAUGUGUUCAGUUUGUUAGCUUGGCUAUGCAUGUAGUUGUUCUAUGCUUAUCUCCUAAAAAGCAAAUUACAAAGUAUGGUAGUUGUGUGUAAGUACUUUUUUAUUUCGCGUGUUUGUGAAGCAAAUAUUGGAGUUAAUCAGUAAACUAAUUACAUUUCAUAAAUACGGGGAAAUAUAUCCAUUGGUUUAUUGUGAAUCCAUACUUCAGUAGGUUUCUUUUCCUAAAAAUUGAUUUUGCUCUUCAAUAUCAGUUUGAUUAUAUUGAAUUUAACACAACAAUUUAUUAAUGCAUUUUUCCUUGAAUUGUUGCUACUGAAGAAUAUACAAAAAUGCAUUUCUUUCUAGUUAAAUUAUUUGUUAUACAAUGAUAUAAAGUAUUUAUCUUUUUGAAGCUGCUUAUUAAAAAGGUUUCUGACUUUUUCCCAGA
Hemicordylus capensis (graceful crag lizard) is the source of this 7323-nucleotide messenger RNA. RefSeq names its product shootin 1 (gene SHTN1). NCBI's taxonomy places the organism in Eukaryota, Metazoa, Chordata, Lepidosauria, Squamata, Cordylidae. The coding region runs from base 263 to 2119 and encodes 618 amino acids. The record is from RefSeq and is a predicted model, not a curated record. The transcript is spliced from 17 exons.